Marmota monax (woodchuck) is the source of this 941-nucleotide messenger RNA. It is a transcript of the gene Lsm4, whose product is annotated as LSM4 homolog, U6 small nuclear RNA and mRNA degradation associated. The transcript has 5 exons. The coding region runs from base 90 to 509 and encodes 139 amino acids. Gene Ontology annotation, biological process: P-body assembly; nuclear-transcribed mRNA catabolic process; spliceosomal snRNP assembly. NCBI's taxonomy places the organism in Eukaryota, Metazoa, Chordata, Mammalia, Rodentia, Sciuridae. Gene Ontology annotation, cellular component: U6 snRNP; spliceosomal tri-snRNP complex; P-body. Gene Ontology annotation, molecular function: U6 snRNA binding. The record is from RefSeq and is a predicted model, not a curated record.
GUGGCGCGCGGCGGGGCGGCUACCGGGAGGAGCGUGAGCGGCUGUGGCAGCGGCGGAAGUGGCCGGCGAGCCCGGUCCCCGCCGACAACAUGCUUCCCUUAUCGCUGCUGAAGACAGCUCAGAACCACCCCAUGUUGGUGGAGCUCAAGAAUGGGGAGACGUACAAUGGGCACCUGGUGAGCUGUGACAACUGGAUGAACAUCAACCUGCGGGAGGUGAUCUGCACGUCCAGGGAUGGGGACAAGUUCUGGCGGAUGCCCGAGUGCUACAUUCGAGGCAGCACCAUCAAGUACCUGCGCAUCCCCGACGAGAUCAUCGACAUGGUCAAGGAGGAGGUGGUGGCCAAGGGCCGGGGCCGCGGUGGCUUGCAGCAGCAGAAGCAGCAGAAAGGCCGCGGCAUGGGGGGCGCUGGGCGAGGUGUGUUUGGUGGCCGGGGCCGAGGCGGGAUCCCUGGCACGGGCCGAGGCCAACCUGAAAAGAAGCCGGGCAGGCAGGCGGGCAAGCAGUGAGCGCCUCCCCACCAAGCCUCGGGCAGCGGUGUGGCUGUCAGCUCCCGGGCCCGGAGAGGAGGGAAGAGCCAGGCGCGGGGACAAUGCGCGCUGUAUUGCGGGAUCCUCUUUAGGUGAAGUCCCCCCAUGGGUUUUUUGUUUGUCUUUUAAACCAACGUUGUCGUUGUACGGUUGGGAAUGUCGCUGAUGUUCUUGGUCCUGGGAGAAGCCCCCUCGGAGGGGAAGGUGCGGCAAGGGCCCUGGAGGCUCGGCCUUCCACCUCCAGCCCCUCGAGCCCAAGAAAGGCGAGUUUUUGUCUGCAGCCCCCAGUCGUCUUGAACGUAGCCCCCAGGUCGCCUUUCCAAACAGCAGGGACAAAGGACGGAUGCCACAGAGCCUGUUCCCCUUUGCUUCCUUUCUCUUUGUGUUAUAAAAACAAAAACAAGUUCAGUA